Messenger RNA from Staurois parvus, 300 nucleotides. Lineage: Eukaryota; Metazoa; Chordata; Amphibia; Anura; Ranidae. The record is from the annotation of a GenBank genome assembly.
UGGGCACAGGUGGGCGGAACUUGCGGGUGGCACUGCUGGGCACCGAUCAUCAGGGCACUGAUCAUCAGUGCCCUGAUGAUCGGUGCCGAUCCCCGCUCUGACAACUGCCGGUUCUCGGCAUGUGCCCUGAUGAUCAGUGGAGCCCCAUCAAUGCCACCUGCCAGUGCCACAUAUCGGUGCCCAUCUGAGCUGCCUAUCAGUGCCACCUAUCAGUGACAGUCAGUGCUGCCUAUCAGUGCCACCUAUCGGUGCCAGUCAGUGUCGCCUAUCAGUGCCAUAUAUGAGUGCUGCCUAUCAGUG